This is a messenger RNA of Chelonia mydas (Green sea turtle), 3782 nucleotides long. RefSeq names its product syncoilin, intermediate filament protein (gene SYNC). The transcript has 4 exons. The record is from RefSeq and is a predicted model, not a curated record. Bases 762 to 1967 code for a protein of 401 amino acids. Lineage: Eukaryota; Metazoa; Chordata; Testudines; Cheloniidae. Gene Ontology annotation, cellular component: intermediate filament.
CAUCACUUCAAAUCCUUCUAAAAAUCAAAGGCGUACAGCAACCCAGAGCUUGUGCUCUGUCUCAAACAGGAUAACUCCAGCCACCACCUUCCCUGGCAAAUGCCUCCCAGGAUGGGCAUGCUUUAGAUCCGGACUCCCGGCCCAUAGCCUGCCUUGGACUUAUGGAAGGACCCAGCCUCAUUUGCUGUUACUUGCCGCCUGCUAAAAAUGAUCUGGAGCAAGGAGCCAGCUCUCCCUUUCUCCGCCCUCCUCCUCCUCCUCCUCCUCCUCGUCCCUGACCACGCUGGGAGGGAUCCAGUGUCAGCCUGCAGCUGGCAUUGCAGCUGGUGUCCAGGCAAAGAAAGGGAGAUUGCUGCUUGGAGGCCAGAGGGCUCUGGUUUCCAACAGUUUAUUAAUAGCAAAUACACACUCCCAUGCUACACCCACGCCCAGUCCAGAACACGAGGAACUGGGCUCCUGGAGAGAAAGGUGAGAGCUAACAAUUGUAAAUUGGGGCUGUGCUUUUCCCUUGUCUGGGACCAGAUGGGGUAAAGGGGGCAAAAGUGGAGGGGUGGGGAGGGGUCUUCCCUGAGCAGAGCCACUUUCACCGUUCGUGCUGGGGUUAACCCAGAAAGUCCAGCAGCUCUGCUCAGGAUGUAGGGCAGCAGGGCUCCUGCAGGCAGCAGCUUCAUUCAUUUGACAGGGUUAGAAGAUCUGCCAGGAGUUUGCCUUCUUCAAUACAUGCAGGUCAGACUACCAGCCAUUCUGGUCUGUGCUGAAGAAUGUGUGGUACUUCACCACAGGACGAUAAGGAAGGGAUGUUAUGUGCCAGGGACCUGAUGGCAGAUUCAGAAGCCCCUUUGGAGCUGCAUGUGGAUGAUACAGGUACAUCCUUAGAGCUCGAGGGAGAUGUUACAGAUGCCCCGUUGGAGCCUGAAGUUGCACAUGCCCCCUUGGAGCUACAUAUGGAUGUCACAAACGCCCCCCUGGAGCUGAACAACACAGAUGCACCCUUGGAGCAGCAUGUGGAUGGCGCAGGCGCUCCCUUGGACUUAGAUGUUGCAGAGUCCCAGACUCUCAGCAUUGAGGAGCUAGGAGAGCAUUUCCAGGAAUGCAUUGAAGCAGUGGAGCAGCUGGAGAAGGAGAGAGAUAGCCUCAUCCAGGAACGCACGCUGCUCCGGGAACCUGCCCUUCAAGAAAUCAGACAAGCUCACGAGGAGAUACUGGCAGCCUACAGACUGCAGGCCAAGGUGGAGCUGGAGCGGGACAAUCUGAGGAACGAGAUCCGACAAGUCAAGCACAAGCUAUUCAAGGUGACCAGAGAGUGCGUGGCUUGCCAGUACCAGCUGGAAACCAGACGGCAUGACAUGGCCCAAUAUGCAGUCUAUCGGGCUGAACUGGAAACCAGGGUCAGCCAGCUUUCAGACGAAAUAUCGCAGCUGAGAGAGACUUGUGAAAAACAGAAGGAACAGUUCAGGCAGCGCCUGGAAAUGCCCCAAUACCGGGGGGACAGCCAUUACUUGCAGGAGAGCCGAAGGCUUUCCAUGGAGUUCGAGAGCUUUGUGGCAGAGAGUCGCCAGGGCCUGGAGAAACACUAUGAGCCACAGCUUGUGUGCCUUUUAGAAAGGAGAGAAGCCAGUGCUAAGGCUUUGCAACAAACACAGGGAGAGAUUCAGGGGCUGAAGGAGACACUGCGACCACUGCAGGGAGAGGCCAGCAGGCUGCGGCUGCAGAACAGAAGUCUGGAAGAACAGAUCAUGCUCGUUAAGCAAAAACGGGACGAAGAAGUUCUCCAGUACAGGGAACAGAUGGAAGAGAUGGAAGAGAGGCUAAGGGAGCUGAAAAAUGAGGUCCAACUUCAGCAACGUAAGAACCAAGAAUUAGAAGAGCUGAGGACCAGCCUGCACCAGGAGCUAUCUAUUUACAAAGGCUGCUUAGAAAUCUAUGGUCAUCUUUGCAACUCAGAAGAAAAAGCAGACCAGGACUGACCCAUGGACUUUCCUUAUUUUAUCAGAAAAUAAAUGCAGAGGAGCUCAAUGCGAAGGACUGAGGUAUCUGCAGUGGACACUUACUUUUCCCCUCUCCCUGCUCACCCCCUCCUAAAUAAUGCAUAGCAACUAUUUAAAGUCAGGAAUACCAGACAAUCAUUUGCUUGUUUAUAUUUCUUGAGGUGCUGCUCUGUUGAUCUUCUAGCAUGGUAGAAAAGAAUAAAGCUGCUGUCCUCCAGGAAGGCACAGAAAAGUACACUUGUACUAAACAAUGAACAUAUAAAGACGAAUGAUAGCUGUUUUGCUGUGUGUUUGGAAAGCAUAUCCGAUCUUGUUUUGUAGGUGGAUCAUAUAAGCUUGCACAGAAAGGGUCAUACAGAAAGCCAAUUUUUUUUUUGUUUCAAAGAAACACUUCAAAGAACUACUGUUGUUGCACCGUAAACAGGAUUGUUUCUUUUGUAGCUGAAAAGAUGACUGCUGUAUUGUGAUAUGUUCUAGUAGGGUCCAUAAACUGAGUUCCCAAAUAAAUUGUUUCCACUUUAUAUAAAAAUCUCACCUUGAAAAUAAGGAUUCAGGUUUUAAAGGCUGCUUGUAUAUCCCAAAGCACAUUCUGCCUCAUGGAGACUGCAACGUGCUCACAUGAUCAAAUCAAAACAGCUGUAAAUUUGUUCACACGUUAACAAUCAUCAUAGGAUGUAGACCUAACAGCCUAUUAACAAUUGUUAGGGGGAUUUAAGACCCAGGCCUGGUCUCUAUCUAAAACUUAAGCGGACCUAUGUUGUUCAGUGGUGUGGAACUUUCACUCCUGAGGGUGGCUUAACGACACCUCUAAGCCCCCGUGUACACACAGGUAGGUCAAUAGAAGAAUUAUUCCAUCAACCUACUUACUGCCUGUAGGAGGAAUGAACUAACUACAGCAAGAGAGAACCCCCUUCCAUCAUUGUAGCAAGUAUCUACACCAUGGCACUACAGCAGCACCACCACAGCAUCUGUAGUAUAGACACAGCCCCACUCAAAGCACCUGGGGAGAUUCAGACUCUGAGGUGUAAUUCUGAAAAGGGUUACUAGUCUGCUCAUGCCUUCUUGAAGGCCAAGCUUUACCUUAAUGUUGAAUGAAUCAGAACCACAAAGCCUUAUAUAAAAAGGUAAUCCAUGCUACAAAACCUUGAAUUUUAUCUUCUGACCUCAUGAAUAUCAAGGUUUGGGACUCUUCCCCCACCCAAGUCUGCCACACCAUUAGAACUUUGUCCUUGAGAGGGUGUGAACAGAAGAACUUUCUGAAGGCUAAAUUAUGGAUAGCUCUGUACAUGUACUCUAGAAGGAAUGGGCAAGAGCGCACCCUUCAUUCCUCCCCUAAUACGACAGCCAUAUUUUGGCUGCAGGGGGCACAAAGAAGAUGCUACAUGAUACUACUGCCAAUGCUAAUAGCCCCAGAGGCUGAUGGAGGAGCAGCCAUACUCCUGCCUCCUACACACCAGCAUUCUCCUGGCAGCAUUUGCAGGUCACAUCUUUUAAAGAACCUCCUGGAAGGUAUGUCUCCAUACACUGCUGCUCAGAAAGCAUCUCUAUUGUAAGAGGUACAAUUUUGCCUUGAGAAUGCACUUUUCCUGAAGAUAAGAUUCAAAAAAAUCAAAGCAGCACACCAUUUAUGUAGAAAAACAAUUUAUUCCAUCUGAAGCACUUACACAUAAUUAGUCAUGGAGAGUAACAGCCUACUGGUGGAACAGGUCACCCUAGUGGGAGAUGUGCAGAAGCUAGUGGUCAAGGACUAACUCCUAAAAAAAAAGUUGCUCAUCCACAUUUAAUAUUUUGUUU